AUGGCAAAGAGAGCCAAGUCUGUUUCCUUCGAAAGUGACUCCGACUAUAGCGCUGACGAUAGUCGACCAGCCCUCACGGGAUUACAGCUUCUUCAAUUGGCCCAGUCAGCUGAUACGCCCGACGUGCAAUUACAGGUGGAGGUGGAGACGCUAGUGGACAACCAUUUGUUCAUUGCGCCCCACAGACACCUGAUUAAGUACUUUGUGAAGGCACUUAUUGAGUUGUUUAAGCGCCACCCCUCGGAGGAGCUCUCGGUGCAGUUGUUAAACUUGGUGAAUUUAUUCAGCCAGCGGAAAGUGCUCACCGCAGUUCCCGAAGACGACUUUCAGGAGCUUGUGCGGCUGAUUGUGCCCUUGACCGGUUUCCUCUCCAGUCGCUUGGCGGCCACCGCCAUCCUUAACCUUUGGUUGGGCUUUCCCGAAGAGGUAGCGGAGGCAUUGUUGAGCAGAGAUUCGAAGGUGUCGCCGUACGUGGCCAACGCGGUGUUGCCUCGACUUUUGUCUGGCGAAGUCGACAUAUCGUCGAAGAGUGCCAUCGGCAAAGUUGCCGAGUUGAUGACAAUAGCGCUGACCGAUGUACCGGCGGAACCCUUGACGUUGGUGGAAGAACACCGCAGAAAGUUGCCUCGUAAAGUGAGGAAGGCAUUACACGCAAAGUUGUUUAACCCUAGCGAGACUCCGGAGAAGACGCCAACCCCGCCUCACGCUACCACCUCCGGCGAAACUAUCUCCAAUGUAUUGUCUCUGCCCUUGCCACGGCCGCUAUUAACCACUACAAUCGAGGAGGUGGCUUAUAAGCAAAGCCCGAGACGGACUCCGACUAUCAAAAGCGACUUAACGCCAGCAAAGCGACUGGGAUUGAUGCUGCGUAGUGGCGUAUUGCCAGCUAAACGGCACAAGCCGUCAGCUUCUCAGAAGAGACCUAAAAUGACCUUCGCUGAAUUGAUGGAGCGGGCGAAACUUGUGCCCCCAACCUUGGACAACUCGCCCUUCUCGGAAAUCACCUAUGAUGAAGACAGCGAUGAUGACGCCCUCAACAGAUGA
Molecule: messenger RNA, 1044 nt
Organism: Diutina rugosa
Lineage: Eukaryota; Fungi; Ascomycota; Pichiomycetes; Serinales; Debaryomycetaceae
Exons: 1
Coding region: 1-1044 (347 amino acids)
Source: RefSeq, a predicted model, not a curated record